AUGGCGUUCACGACACUUUCUUUUACAAUUGCCGUCCUAAAUCUGAUCGGUAGUCUUUCGUCGUUCCUUGGGUCUGGAUUUAUCGUAGUAACUUAUUUGCUAUUACCAAUCAAACGACAUUUCAGACAUUCUUUGAUUUUGAAUUUAGCUAUUGCAGAUUUCAUAAACAGUUCGAACAACUCCACAUCUGGUCUCUGGCGUCUUAUCAACCGCCGCGAAAUCCCAGACAGCCCUGGCUGCGUCGCCAACGGGUUCCUCGGUCAGCUCUCCGUUCAAGCAACAGACACCUCCAUCCUCGCCAUUGCCAUCGUCACAGUUUGGUCCCUCACCCGCAAAACCACAAUUUGUGAAACCCUUCCAAGGACAACAACAGCUCUAAUCUGCGCUGCAACAUGGAUACUCCCCAUGACCACCUCCUUCAUCACCCUAGGUAUGAACCGUUAUGGACCAGUUUCUGGAAACUGGUGCUGGAUUAAAGCCGAGCCAUCGUAUUUUCGAUAUGUGAUGACACAUGGCUGGCGGUUUGCUUUCAUCUUCUGUGAGAUUGUUAUGUAUACAUAUCUACACUUCUAUAUUCGAAAGCGAUUUGGUGCGUUUUUGGAUGCGAGUCGGUGUAGUUCUCAUACCGGUCGAUCGACGGUUCGCGAUGUGGGUACGGAAUUUAGAAACGAUUCUAUGGCCAUCAGGUUGGAUUCUGUCGCUGCUAGAAAUGAUUCUUUAGCUCCAGCCGAGGGGCCACAACGAUCGGAUUCUCAAAUGCCAUUCAGCAUCGCCGACGAAGGUGAUAUCAGACCCGUUGGAGCCCGAGGACAAGAUUUAGAAUCCGGCGAGGCAUAUGUCCGAACCGAAGUCUGGAUUUCCGAAACAUACGACGAUAAGACACUACCGGCACACGCAGUCACAACUACUAUCUCCAGCGCAAACAAUAGCCUUGACCGACCAGCUACAGAUCUAAGACCCGAAACUGCAAAUACCAUCGAAAGCCGUCGACCAAAAUUCAGUAAUCCAUUCGCACAUCGUCGAGCUGAUGAAGAUGAUCAUCUUGCGGACGUGGACGUCCAUGACGAAAAUGAGCGGAAGAUCAGACAACAAAACGCUUCGCGGUCGAGAAGAGUUAGGAGGAUUUUACUUCUCAAUGCAUAUCCGGCGAUGUACAUUCUCCUGUGGAUUCCUGGCAUCAUAAACCGUUUGAUUGAAGCCUCUGGUGGAAAGAGCUCGGUAAUGCAAAUUAUGCAAGCGAGCACACAGUUCGUGGGGUUGGCCAAUGCAAUCACAUACGGCUGGAACGAAAGAGUCUGGAGACAACUAAAAGACCACAUCGCUGAUCGAUGGGGCAGCGAUAGGAAGAGAAGUGUAGAGGAGCUUGCCGUGCAAAAGGUUGAGCUUGAGAAUAGAUUAAGGGUCGGGUUGAAGGGUAGCAAAGAGCGUCUCAGAGAAAUCCGAGAUGGAUUGAGGAGCCCGAACAAGAGGGACGACGACGAACUACCCCUUGACAACCACGGCCAGUUGAUGUAUAUCAAUGGUGCGUGGCAGUGGAGCCAGACUGCGAGCAUAAACUCUCAAGAUGGAGACGCAGAUGACCGUGAGGCUUCAAGAGACCCAGAACCGAGAAGAGAGUGA
Messenger RNA from Orbilia oligospora ATCC 24927, 1620 nucleotides. RefSeq lists its product as uncharacterized. The transcript has 2 exons. Gene Ontology annotation, cellular component: plasma membrane. NCBI's taxonomy places the organism in Eukaryota, Fungi, Ascomycota, Orbiliomycetes, Orbiliales, Orbiliaceae. Gene Ontology annotation, biological process: adenylate cyclase-activating G protein-coupled receptor signaling pathway. Gene Ontology annotation, molecular function: G protein-coupled receptor activity. The record is from RefSeq and is a predicted model, not a curated record. Bases 1 to 1620 code for a protein of 539 amino acids.